AUGACUCUUGAAAUGGUGACCACUAUCGACAGACCAGAAAUCUGGAAUUGUCUUGUGCCGCAGGCGCUCAAACGUGGCAGUCGCAGAGUGAAGUUCGACCGUAAGCGUAUUAGCUACAUCAUGACCAAGAAUUCUAACAUCCAUUGCCCCUACAUCCUGCGACUGACAGCUCGGGAAACGACAUGGGGAGAGCCAAAUUACAGUCCUCCAUGGUGCUGGAUCGCAUCGAAGGUCCUUGCCCCGAAUGACAACAUCGGUAUCCAACAGUCUAACUAUGUCUGGGUCGACCAUGUCGAUUUAAGCUCUGUUCGUAUGACUCGUAGUCUAUCAUCUGAGGUUGACUUGAACACGUACAUACCUUCAUUCCGAUUCGGAACAGGCCAUAUCUUCAAUAGCGUAUUCGAAAAUAAUGAUGAUGGUAUUAAUACCCGCAACGGUACCCAGCUCCCCGUAGAAAAUAAUGUCUGGUCGGGAUUGACGAAAGCUGUCAGGAGUACUGACAAUGGUUCCGCUGUCUCGGUCGACAACGAAUUUAGCGGUGCGACGGGUACUGUGCCCACUGGUACCUUCACGGACCCCACCAUACAGUUGUUCAUUAAUUGA
Fomitiporia mediterranea MF3/22 is the source of this 603-nucleotide messenger RNA. RefSeq lists its product as uncharacterized. The transcript is spliced from 6 exons. The record is from RefSeq and is a predicted model, not a curated record. Lineage: Eukaryota; Fungi; Basidiomycota; Agaricomycetes; Hymenochaetales; Hymenochaetaceae. The coding region runs from base 1 to 603 and encodes 200 amino acids.